UAGUCUAGGCUUCCGACACUUGCCUCUCAGGAAACGCCGUUGCUUAUUUCAAAUUUGUUUCGUAAGUUGCUAGGCCUUGAAGGCCUACCGGCCAUAUUUGGCGAGGGCAGAGCCAUCCCUGUGCGCUUCGGAAAACCCUCUAUAAAUACAUGCGCGCAACAACUUCAACUGUCAAAGAAGGAGUGACGUAAUUUCUCUUCGCCGGAAGAGAAAAUUCCUACAUGGAGAGGUUAGGCUCUUCGUUUGGUUUGCGGUAACGCAAGUCUGGUUGAUAAAGUGGUGCGUUGGGUUGGCAUAUUCAUUUAGGAGUAGUUUCAUAGGAGCUGUGGACUCAUUUCCGAUAAAAAACGCUUAGGAUAGGUCUCAUUUGAAAUACUAUGGCUCAAAAGUGGACCAAUGGACAUUCCUCUUCAAUAUUAUGUUUGAAUGUAAGCAAAGAUGGUAUGCUGGCUUCAGGAGCUGAAGGAGGGGAACUAACUAUCUGGAAUGAGAAAGGGAGUCCAUUAGAACAUGUACAGAUACAGAAAGCUGAUGAUGUUACUAGUGUUGUAUUUUCUCCCAUCCAUCCUAGUAGACUUUAUGCUUCCCAUGGGGAGACUAUUAGUAUGCUGGAUACCAGAUGUCUCAAGGAACCUAUUGAAUGUUUCCAUGUAAAUGAAGAAGAGAUCAAUUGUCUUUCGGUAAAUGAAACGGACAGCUUCUUAGCUGCUGCAGAUGACUCUGGAGCAAUCAAGAUAAUUGAUUUGGAAAGGAAGAAGUUAAGCCGCUGCCUGAAACGACAUUCAAAUAUUUGUGCAUCUGCUGUGUUUCGGCCUGAAAGACCUCAAAGUCUUCUUUCAUGUGGUCUGGAUAUGAAGGUUAUGAUGUGGAACUUACAGAAAGCUCGUCCACUGUGGAUUGUGAACUUGCAAGAGGAAGAAGCAAAUGAGCAGUCAGCUGGCCAACUUUUUAAUCCACCCCUAGCUCAUUCCUUGUCUGUUUCUCCUUGUGGCAAUGUAUUUAGCUGUGGAGCUGAAGAUGGUAAAAUAAGAAUCUUCCAAGUAACAGGCACCAAGUUUGAACAGGAAGUGGCAUUUAAGGGCCAUUCCUUAGGAGUAUCACAGGUUUUCUUUUUACCAGACACCUAUUGGUUAAUUACAGGAGGAAAUGAUGGCAGAGUAUUGUUGUGGGAUGUCAGCAAUGAAAUAGGAAAACGGAAGAGUCCAGUCAAGUCCAUUCACAGAAGGAAAACUAAGACACCAAAUACCACCCAGAAAGUUGACAGAAUGAAUGCAGAAUUUGCAAAUGAGUGUGUGCCAAUUUCACCAAAAUUAACCAUUGAACAUGGAGAGAAAGUGAACUGGAUUUUAUAUGCAGAAAUUAAAGGUUCUAGGAACAUACUGGUUGCUGAUCAGACUAGCAGUAUAUCAGUCUAUCCUAUUGCUGAGCUGCAUACUUAUCUUGGCAAGUAAUUGAUUCCAUGAUACCUGUGUUUUUUUAAUACAUCACCUUUAUUACCUCCAGUUAAUUAAAGCACCUACAGCCCUUCCAUACAUUACUAAAAAAAUAUAUUUUGGCACUUGACAAAUGUCAUUGUAUCAGUAAUGGCAUAUCUUGGGUUAAAUUUGAUAUGCUCUUACUGCUAAAAAUCCUGAAUUGUGAAUGUAAAGAUUGUAAAGAUUUCUGAUUCUAAAACAAGAAGAAAAAAUAAAAAUAGCAUAUCAUAGCAUAUGCUUUUUCCCUAAGACAUUAAGAUACUUAUUUCAAAAUAUUUGAACUUACGAUCAAGAUAAAAGAUUACAAUGUGAUAUCAGGGAAAAUUCAAGGGGUCCCUAGGCAUGGUGUUUUCCACUCAGCCCCUCAACUUCCUCUCCAGAGCUUGGAAGAUUGGACAGUGGCGUUGGAGGGAGGCCAGUAACAGUGGACAGCUGUAGGCAGUGGUAAGUAGUUCAGUGCUGAGGAGAGAUGUACUAGAAGAAGUGGCUGUACCUGCAGCCACCCAGCUUGGAGCAUCUUUUCAGUGUGGUGCCCGAUGAAAGUAAGCAUCAACUGUGGUGGCCCUUCUGGGAGUCUUGGCAUUUGCUCUGUAUGUUGGCUGCAGAUGCCAAGCCUGUAUAAAAUAGUUAAAUCAUGCUAAGCUUUAUAACUGUUCUAAAUGGGUGAUAGUCGAUACUAUAAGAAAAGGGUGAGAAUAUUUUAAUACAUCUGUUUAUUCUCCCUAUUCAACUUGAAAAUUAAUUAUAAAACAAAGCUGCUCAUUUUAAGUCAGAUACUUAGUUCAUGUGCUCUGCUGGUCUUUUCACCAUCCUUCCAAACAGAUCAGGACAAAAGACUUUCUAAAUAAAGACUUUAUGUUAAAGUUGGCCAGCCAGGCUGGCUUUGGGAUACAAAAGAAGAAUGUUGCAGAAGUCAAUACCUAAAGGCACAAGCAAAGUUAGAAUACUGGCCAUUACAGAAAUGUGGCUUAAGGAUACAAAGUUAAUUCCAAACUGAAAAGCUCUCCUCCCUUUUAAACCAACAAGAGCUGACUCCACCUUCAAAAUGGAUCAUGUUGCUUAUGUACUAAUCUUCUGGAACAUCGGACUUUUCUCAAUUGGUUGACUCUUUAAGCUUGACUCUGUAUGAUUGGCCUAAUGAUGUUAAGUCUGCUCCUGCCCAUCUCAGUUACUCACUAGAAUUUCCACCAUACUUCAAACGGCUUCUCAGGGACUGCUUGACUUAACUCUGGAUCCAAUGACCUUGGCAUUUCAACUGUGAAUUCCUACCUCUUCCUCUCUUCUUCUGAAUCAGAAUCCCAGUAAACAAUCCUGAAGGUUGUAUUAUAGGAGGAGUGUGUCCACAUGGUGUUCUUUAGUCCCCUUUCCUUUUAUGCUCAACCCAAUUUUUAUGCAUUAUGUCAGUAUAACAACGCUAAACUCUUUUGAAGUAUCCCUACUGAUUUGAUUUUGCACCUCCAGUACAAUUCUAAGUCAAUUGGACAAUGUGAAAAUGGUCUUUGGAUUUGAGCUUUUAUAUGCAAUAUAUACAUGAGGAAUUCUGACUUGAUCCAUUGUGAAUGUAGGUAUAUCCCUGUCCCCUGCAUCAUGGAAUCUUAAAUUGCUCAGGAAAAUGCAGAUUUCUUGUAGAAAACAUCUUGGUGCAUAAAGUUAUCAGAUGCUUCUAAUUAAUUUUCUCAGCCAGUUGCUGAGAAAAUUGAUGUCUUCCUAAAUUAUAUCCCUGUUUUUAGAGACUUUUCUUGGGUUUUUGUUUUUGUUUUGUUGCAGUUUUGCAAUAAAUUGUAUCCUACUCAGUA
Molecule: messenger RNA, 3271 nt
Organism: Varanus komodoensis (Komodo dragon)
Lineage: Eukaryota; Metazoa; Chordata; Lepidosauria; Squamata; Varanidae
Gene: WDR53
Product: WD repeat domain 53
Exons: 3
Coding region: 378-1451 (357 amino acids)
Molecular function (GO): protein binding
Source: RefSeq, a predicted model, not a curated record